UUCACUGAGCUGUGAGGUGCAGAGUGACUCUACUGGAUGGAGAGUAAGAGGAUACACACACAGUGGGAGGAUGUUAGAAUGUUAUUUUGUCUGGGGAUCAGAUACAGGAUCUACCUGCAGCGCCAGCUUCAUCUACCCAUCCCACUCUGGAGUGUACUGGUGUCAGUCUGAAUCUGGAGGGAACAGUAAUCCUGUCAGCAUCAAAGUGCACAUUGGUGAUGUGAUCCUGGAAAGUCCUGUCCAUCUUCUGACUGAGGGAGAUCCUCUGACUCUACACUGUUUACUUCGCCCAAGUACAAUCCAGUCAGACCUCAGAGCUGAUUUCUAUAAAGAUGGAUUACUUAUCCAGAACCAAUCUGCAGGAGAGAUGAUCAUCCACACUGUCUCAAAGUCAGAUGAGGGUUUCUACCACUGUAAACACCCAGAGAGGGGAGAGUCACCACCCAGCUCUGUCUCAGUCAGAGCUUUACCCACUGCUACACUGUCUGUGGAGCCUCAGGGUUCUGUGUUCACUGGAGAGUCAGUCACUCUGAAGUGUGAAAUAGAGUCUAACCAUAACUGGAGGUAUCAGUGGUAUAAAGGCAGCAGUAAGACUGCAGUCCAUCAGUCUGAGAUAAACACCUUCACCAUCAGCUCACCAGUAGACCAGGAUCAGUACUGGUGUAGAGGAAAGAGAUUUUACUACCCUCCAUCAUCACACUACAGUAAUGGAGUGCAUCUCUUUGUUAAAGUAAAACCUAGACCUGAACUCACAUCACACCUUAAAGGAGCUGCACUUGUGGGAAACCCAGUGACUCUGCACUGUAAGCUGGAGCAGUCUGCUGGAUGGAGCUUUUACUGGUCCAGACACACACAGAACCCUGAGAAUGAGACCAACACUGCAACAAGCUCCUACACCCUCAACUCAGUGGCGCCCUCUGAUGGAGGCCAGUACUGGUGCAGAGCUGGCAGAGGAAACCCAGUCUACUACACACACUACAGUGAUGCACUCUGGGUAAACAUUACUGAUGGUUAUUUUCCCAAUCCUGAUCUGGUUGGGUUGUCUGUGGGACUGAGAUUGGUUCUGCUCUUCAUCUCACUUGUCCUGUUAUGGUUCUACAAAACCAGCAAAGGUGUAGAAUGUCUGUAUCACCGCACUGGAAAUCAAUCAGACACCAAUCAGACAUCAGAUCAGACCCAGACAGAGUCAGGAGCCCACACAUAUGACAUUGUUGGCCGAGCAGACAGGAGUGGCAUAGAUGAAGCGGCAGAUGAACUCACUGAUGUAAUUUAUGCUCAGGUCAUGAUACACAACAGCAAAAGCAGGAAUAAAGGUGCUGGUGAUGGAACCAGUGAGGUCACUUAUGCUGGGAUUAAAAUGAAACCCAAACAGAAAGCAAAGAAAAAACAACGUACAGUAAAAUGAGAGGCUUUAGUGACCCCUAGUGGGAAACCGAGAUACAGUGGGCCUUACCAAUAAUUUACAUUGGAUUUAAUGCUCAGUAAUAUUGCAUGCUUUGUUAUCUGUUGUAUUCAGGUCAUGUUCUGCUUUAAUCAUUGGAGGGUUGUAGUUCUUCCUGUAGUUUAAUUCAGGCUCUUUUGCCCACUACUAGAGAAGACCAGUGUGAGGAGAGUGUGAGCUCUGUGUACUCAGAGCUGAGGCAGGACUCACUCAAAGGUCAGAGCUCCAAGACUUAUGGCAUCAUUUAACAGCUCAGGUUUAUAAUAACUGAUAAAAAAACCCAUGAAACUCAACAGCCAUUCACUGUUUAUUUACUUGCAAACAAUGAAACAAACCAGCUUUGUUAGAUAUAGGGCAGGCAAUGUGUAGCUGAACUGAAAAUGAUUCUUUGCAGAUUAAAACAGAAAUUCUGAUCCUAAUGAAUGUUUUUUAAAUCAUCUGUUCGAGGUUGUUAGGAAAAGCAGAGAUUGUACAUGCAGAAGUCAGAGAGGAAACAGACCAGUUCAUCCUCUUCUUACUCACUCCAAGCUUCAACAGCUUUGAACUGCUUUAUUCAAGUGUUCGUUCAUUUAUUUAGUAAAAUCAUGUUUUAAAUGAGAAUUUCAGAUAAUCAAAUCUAUAGCAGGAAGGUGUUCAGUGUCAGAUUAAGGGGUAACAAGUUAGAAGUAAAAACUCUUAAGUGAAAACAGUUUUCACAUAAUAAACAUAAUGAGCUCAUUUCACUCUUAUUGUAGAAAUUCUUUGAACAUUUUAUUUGUUUUAUUUGUGGUGAUUAUCAUCUUCAUACCAAGUUUUUUGGUUGUAACAUAAACAUUUCAGUUGAAGCAAAUUCAGUGGUUGGUGUGUGUGUGUGUGUGUGUGUGUGUG
Molecule: messenger RNA, 2308 nt
Organism: Electrophorus electricus (electric eel)
Lineage: Eukaryota; Metazoa; Chordata; Actinopteri; Gymnotiformes; Gymnotidae
Product: Fc receptor-like protein 2
Biological process (GO): cell surface receptor signaling pathway; immune response
Cellular component (GO): external side of plasma membrane
Molecular function (GO): transmembrane signaling receptor activity
Source: RefSeq, a predicted model, not a curated record